Messenger RNA from Trifolium pratense (red clover), 770 nucleotides. RefSeq lists its product as uncharacterized. The transcript has 2 exons. Lineage: Eukaryota; Viridiplantae; Streptophyta; Magnoliopsida; Fabales; Fabaceae. The record is from RefSeq and is a predicted model, not a curated record. Bases 1 to 684 code for a protein of 227 amino acids.
AUGGAUCACAGUGGUGAUGAUGGUAACGACGUUCAACCAGAAAACAAGCCAAUCUCAUUUUCAGUCAAAGACUACGCAAUCACAGGACCUAAUGUUCCUCUUCCUAUGAUGAAGCGAUAUAACAAGAAAGGAAGAAGAAUGGAUCACAGUUCCGCCAACAAUGAUGACGACGUUAAACCAGAAAACUACCCAAUCUCAUUUUCACUCAAAGACUUACCAAUCACAGGACCUAAUGCUCCUCUUCCUAUGGUAAUCAAACUCCAGAUCAACAACUUGUCCGUUCUCAGAGUCGUCGUCAAUGAGGGAAGUGCCGCAAACAUUCUCUACUGGUCAGCAUUUUUGAAUAUGAGAUUACCAGAGUCAAUGCUGAAACAAUGUGAAAAUGCAUUUCUGAAGGAUGUUAUUGGAAAUGGUGCACCCGUCAAAGGAUAUAUUGAUUUGGACACAACAUUUGGUAAAGGAGGGAACGCCAAGAUGAUCAAGCUAAGGUACUUCGUCGUUGAUUCACCAUCUGUUUAUAAUGUUGUUAUUGACAGGCGUACUGUUGCUGAUUUGGGAGCCGUCAUCUCAACCUUACACCUCACCAUGAAAUAUCCUAUCGGAGAUGAUAUGGUCGGAGUUGUCAAGGCCGAUCUCGAGAUGGCCAAAAGGUGUUAUGAUAUGGGUCCUAAUGCUAUUUAUUAGAUGUUUGUUUCAAUUUUCAACAACUAAGAAAGAAAGUGUUUAUGUUAUAGAAUAGUUGAUUCUGACCGACUGUUAUCGUCAUGUCA